Messenger RNA from Talaromyces stipitatus ATCC 10500, 2628 nucleotides. RefSeq names its product CorA family metal ion transporter, putative. The record is from RefSeq and is a predicted model, not a curated record. Gene Ontology annotation, cellular component: plasma membrane. The transcript is spliced from 4 exons. Gene Ontology annotation, biological process: intracellular magnesium ion homeostasis; magnesium ion transmembrane transport. NCBI's taxonomy places the organism in Eukaryota, Fungi, Ascomycota, Eurotiomycetes, Eurotiales, Trichocomaceae. The coding region runs from base 1 to 2628 and encodes 875 amino acids. Gene Ontology annotation, molecular function: magnesium ion transmembrane transporter activity.
AUGCCGACCAAUACAGCGCAAACGCCUACCGCCUCGCGGAAUCAGCCUACGAGAGAGCAGCAGGAGCCUGGGAAUUCGAGCGCCGCGAAGCCAAAGAAGAAGAACCGCAAUCGCAAACGCCGCAAUCGCAGGCAAUCCUUUAUUGCAUCUGAAGACUCGGGUCCAAUUGUGUCUGAACUUUCAGGAGGACUGGUGCGCACGAAUCCCGACCAAAUACAAGAACGUGCGCCAUUCUAUAGAGGCCGGAAUAUAAGUAAUACAAGCUUGGAGAGUGAAGCAUUGUUGGACCAUCGAGAUCAACCCAUGAUGCGGCCUCGACGUGAUAGUCGACUCAGUCAAUCUUUCCGCCCCGAAUCGUUCAACCGGUCAGGUUCUUAUUUCCCGGGCGUGGAGGGACCAAGUCCCGGCCAACAGCGCUCAAACUUUAGAUACCAACAGAAUCUAUAUGAUCAAGGUGAAAUUGAGGAAGAUGAGCAAGAAGGUAGACACAUUACUGACCGGACUCCGCUAAUACCACCAUUGCGAACUGCAAGCCCAACAAAGCUUGGGUAUGGCACGGAUGCAAGAUCUCCGUACUCGUCAUCAGGGAGACAUCGAAGGCAAUCACACGAUACUGCAUCCUCGCCUCCUGCUACCGGUUCUCAGGAAUAUGAUGUCAAUAAUCCUCCAUCGGUUCCGGGAACGCCUAAACUGGGCGUCACGGAUAUGGGCUAUGAUGAUGCCAUGGUCACCGGGUUAGAGUUUCCCCAAGGAGGUCGAUCACCUGAUAUACGACGAAGUUCAGUUGACCUGCUUCGCGAUGCAGUCAUUAAUAUGGAAGGCGGAGGUAUUAGUACCGCGAGAAAAGGAGAUUCGAGAGCGUCGUCACCUCCAACGGCGUCUCCAGAUGGUUUACGUCGCCGACGUACCAUUACCGUCCCUGCGGAGGAAGACGUAUGCUUUCCAUCGGAAAUAGCAGAAGAUUUUCAACCUCAAACGCAUGACUCGGAGACAGGGGAACGACGGCGCCGGCGAAGGCGAGAGUGGCCUGAUCUCUCUGUUCUGGAGGAGUGGAGUCGUGAAGAAAAGGAGGAGCGAAGUCUUGAGUACCGCGUGAAGAAGAUCAGCGAACCUGUCCUCGUUGGUGGACGUUUACGCCCACAAUACAUCGGGUGGCGGCGAGAGGAGGAGGAUGCUCCGUAUAGAUUUACGUACUUCAAUGAGGAAUUUCAGAGUACAAUACACGCGCAGACGAUAUCUGAGCUUAUCCAACCGGGAGGAAGCUUUAGGGAUCUGUUCAUUCCUGAUCCACCAGAACUUGAGGACUCUUCUGAUGACGAAGAGGAUUUGAUUUCGCUGCAUGAGCCACCUUCCAACUCCAACUCUAAUGCCAACCGCAAUAGUCAAAGCAAUUUAAGCGGCAAUUAUUCCGGUUCUGGUGUUGAUAAUGGGGUUAUAAACAGUCGAGGGACCAACACCCCUGCUCGUGAUGCACAGCGAGAAAGCGGAAAUCAGUCGAACAACAAUCGCAGCAGCAGCGACAACAACAACAACAACAACCGCUCAGAUACACAGACACAAACAUCAACCCAGCAAGACACAAACCGGGAAUCAAAGCCCAAACGCUACGGACCGCGGCCAACCUGGUGGCUUGACGUUCUAUGCCCCACCGACGCUGAAAUGCGCGUCAUCUCCAAGGCAUUUGGGAUCCAUGCCCUAACCGCAGAGGACAUCAUGAUGCAAGAAGCUCGUGAAAAAGUCGAGUUGUUCCGAAACUACUAUUUUUUGAACUAUCGCACCUUUGAGCAAGAUCCCAAUAGCGAUAACUAUCUUGAGCCUGUGAAUAUGUACGUCGUCGUUUUUCGAGAGGGGUGUCUGAGUUUCCAUUUCUCGCAGACGCCGCACCCAGCGAACGUGCGUCGGCGCAUUCGACAGUUACGGGAUUAUCUGAUUCUAAGCUCGGACUGGAUCUCGUACGCGUUGAUCGACGAUAUCACAGACGUAUUCGGCCCACUUAUUCAAACAAUUGAAAACGAAGUCGACGAAGUCGACGACACGAUUAUGCAAAUGCACAACACCGUGGACGAUUAUACAGGUAACGGUAACGGCAGCAAUGACACUAGCAACAAUAAGAACGACACACAACCCGCAUCCUCAAUAGCACCCGGUGAAAUGCUACGACGAGUAGGCGAAGCCCGUAAGAAGGUGAUGGGAAUGUAUCGACUACUCAGCAACAAGGCAGAUGUCAUCAAAGGGUUCGCAAAACGAUGUAAUGAGCAAUGGGAAGUUGCGCCGAAAUCCGAGAUUGGGCUUUAUUUGGGUGAUAUUCAGGAUCAUAUUAUGACUAUGACCAGUAAUCUUACGCAUUAUGAAACUCUCCUCUCCCGAGCCCAUUCAAACUACCUAGCCCAAAUCAACAUCCUCAUGAACGAACGCCAGGAACGAACAGCAGACGUGCUAGGCAAACUGACCGUUCUAGGAACCAUCGUCUUACCCAUGAACAUCAUCUGCGGUAUGUGGGGUAUGAACGUCAAAGUCCCUGGUCAGGAGGUUGAUAAUCUAUAUUGGUUUUGGUCCAUAACGGCUGGACUUGUAUUCUUUGGCGUUGCAUCGUUUCUGAUUGCGAAGAGAGUAUAUAGGAUUGUCUGA